AUGAAAAUAGAGGAUCUUCGUAAGCAUCAUGUGUGUCAAAAGCAUUUUGAAAAGAAGUUCAUCGCCUCGACACCUUUGAGGCCUCGUCUUCGUGUUGGCGCAUAUCCUACGUUGUUUUCUGCUAGCGAAAUCAGCAGUGGCAUACCGCAAACUAUGCACACUGUUCAUGACUCCGACAGUGCUGUUUUAGAGCAUAGUUAUGCUAAAAAAAGGGUGCAUAAAGAUCAUAGUUACUCUAAAAGUGAACCUACAAAGAAACGUAUGCGAACUGGAACUGAAAGUUAUUCAACUGCUUCUUCUGAUAACACAUACCUUGAUUAUACAAAGACGAUGUCUGAUGUUAUGCCUUCUACUUCAGGCUGUGAAAACAAAGUCUCAGAAAACCUCGUCAACAAAGGGAUCAAUGCUCAAGUAUUUGAUGCAGUAAAACAAGAGGUAAAGACAUGGGAAGAAAAUAAAAUAUUUUGCUCAAUUAUUUUUGAUGAGGUUGCAUUAGAAUCAGGCUUGACAUAUGAACGAAAACAAGACUCAAUCAUUGGAUUUGUUGAACUUCCUGAAAAGACAAAUGACUUUGCCGACCAUGCACUUGUCUUUAUGCUAAGAGGAUCUAUUUAUAAAUGGCAACAGCCAUUGGCUUACUAUUUCUGUAAGGGGGCAACAUCUGGGUUUCAGCUAAAGACAAUAAUCAAAGAUGUAGUAACAGCUGUAGGAAAUACAGGACUUUUACCUAUUGCUGUAGUCUGUGAUCAGGGGACUGCCUUUCAAUCUGCUCUGAAAAGUCUUCAAGAGGACACACGGAGGGAGCAAAUAAGAUUUGGUGAAGAAAUUGAUGAUAUCAUUAUGAUCAAUGGACAUUCACUCAGCAUUAUUCAUGAUCCACCACACCUCAUCAAGGGUUUGAGAAACAAUUUUAUGAUGAAAGAUAUCAAACUGGAAAAUAAAAUUUCAAAAUGGAAUGACAUUGUGGAUGUGAAAAAUUGUGUGAGAGUGUUUAGCAAAACAGUGGCAGCUACUCUCUCCUACACUGCUCAGUUUUCUCAUUACGCUGAUGGGACACAAAUUAACCUGUCGCAAUCCUAUAAAUCUAUAAUGAUUCUAAUAAAAGGAUCCUUUUUGUUUCUUAUCGCUUUUAGUUUUGUUUCGUCAUCAAGAGUUUUAGAACUAAGUGAUAAAUUUAUUGAUAUCAGCAAAGAUGGAAUGUGGUUCGUCAAGUUUUAUGCACCAUGGUGUGCACAUUGUCGACGCUUGGAGCCGAUUUGGGCACAUGUAGCACAGUCCCUUUACAACACACCUAUCAAAGUGGCAAAGGUUGACUGCACCCGUUUCAGUGCAGUGGCUACCCACUUUAAAAUAAGAGCUUUCCCCACAAUAAUGUUCAUCAAAGGGUCAUUCCUACAUCAGUACAAUGGCGAAAGGGAAAAAGAGGAGAUGGUUAACUAUGCUAUGAGGAUGGCUCAACCGGCAAUACAGAGAGUGACACAUGCAGAUAGUAUGGAAUACUUAAAGGAAACACAUAAUAUAUUUUUUGGUUAUGUUGGCAAGCAACAAGGACCUUUAUGGGAGACAUUUACACUACAUGCUGAAAAAUAUCAACCCCAUACAUGGUUUUAUACUAUGUCACAGGAUGUAAUUAAGAAUGAGAUCCAGCCAUCGAAUGACUCAGCAAUAUUUGUGUAUAAAGAGGAUGAUCUAUAUUACUUUCAAGCUAAUCCUCAAUUACUUAAUGACAAGGAAACUUUAAAUGUUACAUUGGACAAAUGGAUUAAUGCAGAAAGGUUUGGAUUUUUUCCAAAAAUAACAAGCGCUAAUAUAAAUCAUAUAAUGGAUAUUAAAAAGUAUAUUGUCAUAGUUAUUGUUUCUGAAAAUAAACUAGGAGAAAUAACACAAACAGAGAGGGAUUUCAAGGAUAUGGUUGAAAGUAUUAUCAGGAAAAGAAAGUUAGAGCUCCAUGAUCAUUUUCAAUUUGGAUGGAUGGGAAACCCGGAAUUGGCCAAUUCCAUAGCUAUGUAUGAUUUGACAGUACCACAUUUGCUAGUACUGAAUUCUACCACAAGCCACCAUCACCUGCCUGAAGAUGAUCCUAUCCUAAUGACCCCGGAAGCGGUAUCUAUAUUCCUUGAGCAAAUAUAUAACCAACAAGCACCAAUUUAUGGCGGCAAUCACUGGCCUGUACGUAUAUACCGAGGAUUCUUUGAAGCCAGAACUACCCUGACUAAUAUGUGGCGCGGCAACCCCGUUCUAACUGCGCUUGUGUUCGGCCUUCCACUCGGUUUUCUUUCCCUAAUCUGCUAUUCUGUGUGUUGUGCUGAUAUCCUAGAUGCGGACGAAGAAGAAGAGCUUGAAUCUCAUGAAAAGAAGGAU
Molecule: messenger RNA, 2361 nt
Organism: Iphiclides podalirius (scarce swallowtail)
Lineage: Eukaryota; Metazoa; Arthropoda; Insecta; Lepidoptera; Papilionidae
Source: the annotation of a GenBank genome assembly